CUCAGGUAAGAUGCUGCAUCAUGUCUCUCAUGCAUAGUCAUCAUCUUGUCCAUUCGUCCGCGCUGCUUGCCGUGAAACCAAUGAAGCCAUAGAAUCAUAUUUGGCAGCAGGUGAAGCAAAUAAGGCAUGGGAGAAGAGAUUGGCACAGAGACCCCGGAGAGAGAAGAAAAAAAAAAUCCGUGCUCCUCCUAGGCUGAAGCGUCCAAAUUGUCUCGACAAUACCCGCUGCUUCUUACCUUGUCCGUCCAAACUCUGAGCAUCAUUGCCAAGCAUUGGAUAUAUCUGAUUAAAGCCAACCACUAAUGGCCACAAUGUCAUCGCCAGCAGCCAAUGCCGACGAGCAUACACCGCUGCUCGACGGUGAUGUUCCCAAUGUACCAGUACCUGGUCAGCAGCCACCGCCGGCACAGUCGGACGGCGAUGAUGAAGUCACGGUGGUGCAGGACGAAAUGUCCAAAACAAAACUUUACUUCAUUCUGGGGACAUCAUAUGUGGGCGUCUUUUUGGGUGCAGUAGAUGGCACAAUAUUCGCGACCCUCUCAGGGCAAAUCUCGAGCGAGUUCAAGUCGCUGAGUCUCAUGUCAUGGCUGGCAACCGCUUACCUGAUCGCCAAUGCUGCCUUCCAGCCCAUCUCGGGCCGCAUGACUGACCUCUUCGGUCGCGGACCCGGUCUCGUCUUCAGCAACAUCAUGUUCGCGGCGGGUAACCUGAUCUGCGGUCUGGCGCAGACUGGUGAAAUAAUGAUCCUCGGCCGCGUGGUUGCCGGCAUCGGCGGCGGCGGGCUCAUGUCCAUCUCGACCUUCUUGGGGUCGGAUCUCAUCCCUCUGAGACAGCGCGGCGUUUUCCAAGGGAUUGGAAACGUCGCGUACGGCUCCGGUGCCAUGCUCGGUGGUGUCUUUGGCGGAUUCAUCAACGACAAGACGGCCUUGGGCUGGCGUCUUGCCUUCCUGGUCCAAGUGCCUGUUGUACUGAUCUCGGCUGCUCUUUGCUUUGCCCUGAUUCGAAUUCCGCCAAAGGUCUCCAACCGGUCGCUCAUCUCAAGGAUCGACUUCACCGGCGUCGCACUCACAAUCUCGUUCCUGGUGCUUUUGCUGCUGGGUCUGAACGCAGGAGGCAACCUGGUCCCGUGGUCGCACCCCCUCGUUCUGACCACUAUUCCAUUGUCGAUUGUCAUGUUUCUCGGGUUCAUCUGGUGGGAGUCCAGAACGCCACAGCCCGUCAUACCAGUUCGCCUGCUCGUUGACCGGACCAUACUUACGGCCUGCUUCACCAACCUCUUCUGCUCCAUGGCGAUUUUCAUGGUUAUUUUCUACAUUCCUCUCUACUUGCAGGUCCUCGGCUACACCACGGCCGACGCGGGGCUACGACUGAUCGGCACACCUAUAGGGACGGCCAUAUCGUCCGUCGUGGGCGGCUAUGCCAUGAAGAAGACGGGCAGGUACCUCGGGUUGGGCAUAAGCGUGCUGCUGAUCAAGGCCGUCGGGCUCGCGGUGAUCUGCACGCUGGGGAGGGACUCGAACAGCUGGACGCCCAUGGCCGGUCUCUUCCUGGUCGGCAUGGGCUACGGGGCCAUGCUGACCAUCACCAUGGUGGCUUGCGUGGCCGCGGUCGACCACUCGCAGCAGGCGGUGGUGACGUCGGCCACCUACGCCUUCCGCUCCAUCGGCUCGACCCUCGGCAUCACCGUCGCGUCGGCCAUCUACCAGAACGAGCUGCGCAGGGGUUUGUGGCAGCGCUUUGGUCACCUGCCGGGUGCGGCAGAGGAGAUUGGGCGCAUCAGGGACGACCUUGGCGAGCUCAAGAGGCUGCCGGACGGGUGGAAGGAUGGCGUCAUUGACUCCUUUAUGGAGGGCUUCUCCGGUGUUUGGUACAUGGCGCUCAGUCUCGGUCUGCUGGCCCUUGUGUGCAUCUCGCUCAUGAGACAGCACACGCUGCAUGAUACGCUGGCUCGGAAGUGAUUGAUUGGAUCACUGUCUUGCUUGUGUGACCACAAAGAGACCGCAUCACGGUCUAUCGCCAGUUUUUUUUUCUUUUUUUUUUCUUUUUUUUUUCCAACUCUCAACAUGACUGAUGCAAUUUCUCGGCUGAGCUCAAGUCUAGUAGUGCAUGACAAGAAGGAGAACCUCACAUGACUGUUUGUUCAUGAUUUCGCUCCAAAUUUCUUGCUACAAGCCUGGGCUGAGUAGGAGCCUGUUGCAAUCUAGACUGCAUCUAUUACUGCCGGAUUUGGGGUGAUUGAGUGCCUACCUUUCAACACACUUCCGCAAUGUUAUGCCAUGGGGAUUACUAGGGUACUGCUAAUUCAUCAAAAGCAACAACUGGGGAAAUCAUUGCAGGAGCAAUAAUGAGCACAUUAUAGGGUAAACAUAGAGUCAGUCACAAAAAAUGCAAUUCAGGCCUGAAGAAAUAUACUAAAAUAAAGCAGAAAAGAGAGUCAUAACGCAAACGUAAUAAAUGGUAUCUGA
Messenger RNA from Pyricularia oryzae 70-15, 2465 nucleotides. RefSeq names its product multidrug resistance protein fnx1. Gene Ontology annotation, molecular function: basic amino acid transmembrane transporter activity. Gene Ontology annotation, cellular component: fungal-type vacuole membrane. The coding region runs from base 303 to 1958 and encodes 551 amino acids. The transcript has a single exon. The record is from RefSeq and is a predicted model, not a curated record. Gene Ontology annotation, biological process: transmembrane transport; basic amino acid transport. NCBI's taxonomy places the organism in Eukaryota, Fungi, Ascomycota, Sordariomycetes, Magnaporthales, Pyriculariaceae.